AUGGAAGGCAAGGGACUUGAUGAUGACGCGCAGUUGGCCCAGAUGGGCCACAAGUCAGAGCUGAAGCGCCAAUACUCUUUGCUGUCUAUGCUUGGUCUUGCAUUUGCUAUUCUGAAUUCAUGGACAGCGUUAUCCGCGAGUUUAUCCCUGAGCUUACCCUCUGGAGGUCCUGCCAGUGUUGUCUGGGGCUUGGUGACUGCUGGUAUCUGUAGUUUGUGCAUGGCAGCCUCGCUGGCCGAGUUCCUGUCUGCGUAUCCUACAGCCGGAGGUCAAUACCACUGGGUCGCUGUCAUUUCCUGGGAGAAAUGGAUGCCCCUUCUGUCCUGGAUCACCGGAUGGGUGAACUGCUCCGGCUGGGUUGCCCUGGUGGCCACCGGUGGCUUGCUCGGUAGCCAGCUGGUCCUUGGUUGCAUUUCUCUGAUGAACCCCUCCUACGAGUCCGAGCGCUGGCACCAGUUUUUGAUUUAUAUCGCUUACAACAUUCUUGGUUUCCUUAUCAAUACUUUCGGAAACAAGAUUCUGCCUAUGUUCAACAAGGCUGCCUUCACCUGGUCUUUGUGUGGAUUCGCCAUUAUCUGCAUUACAGUCCUCUCCUGCUCCUCCGGCGACUACAACAGCGGUGACUUUGUCUUCCGAGACUUCAUCAAUGAGACUGGCUGGCCCGAUGGCAUUGCCUGGUUGCUUGGUCUUCUGCAGGGCGGUCUGGGUGUGACCGGAUUUGACGGCGUUGCACACAUGAUUGAAGAGAUCCCGAACCCUUCUGUCGAAGGACCCAAGAUUAUGAUUGCUUGCGUUGGAAUCGGUACCGUGACUGGUGUCAUUUUCCUGGUCGUGCUUCUGUUUGUGGCUGGCGACAUCGAACCUAUUAUCAACUCCGCGGCUGGCCCUCUCCUUGCGAUCCUCAAGAACGCGACCCAGAACAACGCUGGUGCCAUUUGCCUGCUGAUCUUCCCUCUUGUGUGCAUGCUGUUUGCUACAACCGCUAUCAUGACUACUAGCAGCCGCAUGUGCUACGCUUUCGCCCGCGACGGCGGUCUCCCUUUCUCUCCCUACUUUUCCCAGAUCCACCCCAAGCUGAAGGUCCCCCUACACUCGCUCUACCUCAACUUAGCGCUGGUCAUCGUCUUUGGCCUAAUCUUCCUGGGAUCCUCUAGCGCCUUUAACGCGAUUGUGUCUGCGUCUGUUGUCUGGCUGGAUCUCUCCUACGGUAUCCCCAUCGCUAUUCACAUGCUCCGUGGACGUAACACUCUUCCUGAGCGUCCCUUCGUCUUGCCCAACAUUCUUGGCUGGAUCCUGAACACUAUUUCCGUUGUGUACAUUCUUAUCACCACUGUCCUUUUCCUCUUCCCCCCGGAUCUUCCUGCCACCGGCAGCAAUAUGAACUACUGUGUUGCCGCCUUCGCUAUUGUUGUCAUCAUCUCUUCGAUUACAUGGUUCGCGGAUGGACGCAAGAACUACGUCGGCCCCCGCAUCGAGGUAGAAUUUUUCUCCGGACAGGCUGGCACUCAGUCCGAUAAUCCAGUGCCUGCUGUGGAACACUACAAGGCUUAA
Molecule: messenger RNA, 1551 nt
Organism: Penicillium atrosanguineum
Lineage: Eukaryota; Fungi; Ascomycota; Eurotiomycetes; Eurotiales; Aspergillaceae
Product: GABA permease GabA
Exons: 11
Coding region: 1-1551 (516 amino acids)
Biological process (GO): transmembrane transport; amino acid transport
Cellular component (GO): membrane
Molecular function (GO): transmembrane transporter activity
Source: RefSeq, a predicted model, not a curated record